UGAAAGAUGUAAUGGAUUCUCAUGCUGACGAAUUUACUACACAAGUACCAUUUCCUUGCUGAAAUUUUUUUUUAAACGUGAUAACGUUAUAGGUAGACAAUGGAUGUGGACCAAUCAGUCGAAGAAGCCAUUCAACAAGAGUUAAACACAAUCUUCAUAAGUUCUUUAGAUGCUGAAGAACUGGAAAGCUAUGAAGAAGAUGAAGAAGAAAUUAUUUUUGAAGAUGAAACAGAAAGAGUCCCUGAUGAAUUGCCUCUAUCAGUGGUUUCAUGUUUGGAAUUAGCAAAGAACAGAAUCCACAUGGCUGAACAGCUUAUUCUACAGGACUUGGAGGACAGCCAGUUUAAUGGUCUUUACGAUGUGGCUCCAUAUAAUGAUUCAGAUUAUUUGGUUGAACUAGCUUCUGAAUAUAAUGAAGAUCCUGUGAAGUUCAAGGAGCGAAUAAUUGGUGAAAUUGAGGACGAAGAGGCACUGCAGUCAUCUUGUAACCCUGAUAAUCACAUGGGAAUUGAGGAACAUUUUAUGGAACAAACCGCUGAGAACAUUGCUACUGAAUAUUCAGAAACUGAGAAAAAAUGCAUGCAGGAUCUGCUGGAUUGGGAGGAAAAAACAAAAGAAUUGGAAGAGAAGAGGAUCUUGGAGCUUAAAACUAAGAAAGAACAGCAGGUGAAAGAGCAAAGAGAGGACGAGGUGAAAAGGAGACAAAGGCAGAAAGAGCUUGAGGAGGAGUUAAAGAGACUAGAAGAAGAAAAUUUGCAACAGCAGGCUGAACUGGAAGUGAAAGCAAAAAAGGAAAAGCAAGCUUUACAACUGGAAUUAAAUCUGCAAGAAGAACUUAUAAGAAAUCUGCAGAAACAAAUGGAAGUGGAAAAACAAGAUUUUGAACAGCGGCAAUCCAUAGAGAGAAGGAGGCUGGAAGAGUUGAGAUGCAGGGCAGCAACGCAAAUCCAGGCCAGAAUCAGGAGUUUCUUGGUACGCAAGAAAACACUUUCUUUACUGAGGCAAAGAAAAGAAGAGAAAAAAAGGGAAAAAGACCUGCAACUGAAACUAGAAAAGGAGCAGAAAGAAAGGGAAGAAAAGCGCAAAAGAACAUUGGAGGAACAGAAACUCAAAGUAGAGGAAGAAAUGAAGAGAAAGGAGGAACUGGAAAAUAAAGAAAGGAAGGAACAGGAAAGGAGGCGUGCUGAAUACGAAAAGAAAAAGGAGGAAGAACGGCUGCGUUUGGAGCGGAAGAGGCAGCUGAAGUUCGAAGAGGAGAAAAAGCAGGAGGAAGAAGCGACAAAACAAAGGGAAGAACUACAAAGAAGAGCCAGGCUGGUGGAAGAGGAGAGACAGAAAGAAGAACAGAAAAAGAAACAGCUGGAAGAACUAAAAAAGGGGGACUUGGAGAAGGAAAGAAUAGAAGAGCUUCAGAGAAAGAAACAAGAAGAGAAGAUUGAGGAACAAGAGGAACUCGACCUAAAGGAGAAAAAUGAGAAAGAAAAAGAACAGGUUUGCAUAGUUGAAAAGAACACAAGUGAUGCCACUCAGUUUUAUAAACAAAACAGCCUAAUACAAAAAGUAUGUCCAUCUACUGGACAAACAGAAAGAGUGUCAAAAGUUUUAGAAAAAGAGGCUAAUCUGAUUGGAUCUGAGGAGUCUGCCAAUUGCAAUGAUAACAAAGCUGCUGUAAAACCAGAAGCAUACAACCAGGAAAAAAAUGAAAUAUUCAGUAACAGAAAUACCACACAGUUCCAAAAUUCAGAAACAACUCUGGACGGAACCAAAGAGAUACGUAACCAGUUAACACCUAACAGUAGUAUUUCGCUAAUAAAAACACCUGGCUCUUUGGAAGGUUGUGAUCUAUAUUACAACAGUGCCUCUGCAGACAAGUUUUCUUGUGUAAGUCAGAUGAGCCUCCCUGAUUGUAUUGAACAGAAAAGGCUAGCUUGGAUGAAGGCUUGUACUCCUUGGUCCAAACUUGCCAUUGAGAACAAGAGGAAAAAAAUGGUCAAAAGGAAGUUAACACAAAGAGCUUCAUCAGAACAGCUGCCAGCUUUGAGUGCAGAGCUAGUCCUUCAGUCUGCCAUCUGCAACUCACUUAAGCAGGUCACAACAGUUACACUUGAGGAUUUACCUGGCUGCAAUCUCUCCACUCUCUCUGAGUGUACAAAGCUACAGACGUUGACUCUCAGAAGAUGUGGCUUGACCGCGCUUGAUGGUAUCAACCGAUGCAAAGAACUCAAACAUAUUGAUGUACAGGAAAAUGCAAUUCAGUUCAUAAAUUGCCAAGACUUGGAGGACCUUUGUGUCCUUCUCCUGAAUCGGAACCAGCUCACCUCUAUACAUGGUCUCGAUGGAGCCACUAAUCUUCGAGUGCUUGAAUUGUCACAUAACAGCAUCACACGCAUUGGUGGCUUGGAGUCUCUAAAAAAACUCCAACGACUAGUGAUGGACCACAACCACUUAAUCAGCACAAAAGGACUGAUAGAAACACCUACUCUUCUGUAUCUCAAUUGUGCUUACAACCAUCUAACUUGUGUUGAGGGCACAGAAAACUGUGUUCUGCUCCAGACACUAAAUCUUCAGGGCAACAACCUCAGUGAGCCUCCUGAGUUGGUAAAUCAUGUCUUGAUAAAGGAGCUGUAUCUGGAUGACAACAGUAUAUCCUCACUGGAGAGUUUGUCAUCUAACUGGCUACCUCUCCUUCAUCUCCUUUCAGUAGCGCAGAACAGCAUGACUCAUCUGACACCCCUUUCUGACUUCAUAUCUUUGGAAAAACUCAAUGUUAGCCACAACUGCAUCUCAGAACUGACAAGUUUUAUCCCAUGCGUUGAAGGAUGUAAAUAUCUGAAAGCGCUGUCUAUCACUGGAAACCCCUUUCAGCAUGAAGCAGAGUGGAGAUCUUCUUUACUAGAGGUUUUGCCUGGCCUAAAGAAGCUUAAUGGAAAGUGUAUCAUUUCUACGGGACCUUCUCUCCCAGACAGAAGCAACAGACCACCACCAGGGAGUUUCCUGGCACUCUGUCAGGCCCAGCUUAAACAGCUGAAGUUAUUACUCCAGAGACACGAUAGUGAACUUGGGUCACUCUCUCCUCUGGAAGUCACGGCGAUCCGCAGCCGGCAAUGUGAUGAAUUGAUCAAGCUGGCUGAGGAGCACAGAUAUGCUCAUGAAUAUGGGGACCUGAGCGUCAAUGACGGAGAUGAACCAGAAACUUUGAGCAGCCUUUUGAUGCAAAGAGCCAGUGACAGGCAUCAGCAGAAUAUCCCUUUUAUCAGUCGAGCCAAGGAAAAUAACCAGGACCCAGUGAAUAUUUCUAAAAGAUGGAUCACUCCUGGCCAAGUUCAGCCUACAGUCAACAGCUCUUUUGUUGGCCAAGAUCUGGGAAAUGAAGAAAGCAAAGUGCCUAGAAUGAAGGCUGAAUGUUUUGCCAUUACUGAUGGAGAAAGUAAAGAAAGUGUGCUUGGAGGCAGAAAGGGCAUAAUGUACACUGUUGCUCCACACCUAAGAAAGGAAGCAGAGCACCCAAAUGCAAGCCUGGUCAGAAAGCACCUCCACCGUGAUCAGAAAAAAGACCUACAGAACUUGGCAGCAACUGUUAUCCAGAGCCAUUGGCGGGGCUACCUGAUUCGCAGAGAUAUCCAUUUGCACACUGGUCGACAUGCUGCUGCUAUGGUAAUUCAAGCAGCUUGGAAGGGAUACUGUAUGUGGAAGAAAAAAUGGCAAAAGCAGGACACUUCUUGCAUGAAACAUGUUAUAGCAGGAAAACACCAUGUGAAUGUUGGGGAAAAGGCUGCCACAAUAAUUCAGGCAGUUUGGAAGGGCCAUGUUUUGCGGAAGAAGUUGGCUUCUGCACUCGCUGCUGCUAGAAUCAGUGAAUUACAUGAUGAUUUUGAAGAAGUGAAUGUGGAAGAUUUUAUAUUCGAUGAGGCUGCUUUGGAGAAAGACUGGAUAACCUUGGAUUCCACCCGCUUCCCUUCAAAAAUACUGCCACUCUCAAACCAGCUGCAUUGGCCAAAGCCUCCAAACCACCAACCAUUACAGCGCCAGCCACAGCAAGCAUGGUCAAGUACAGAUGAAGAACCAGGAUCAUAUCAUGAACGGAAUGAUUUUAAUACACAGUGCAGCAACAGUAGACCCCAGAAUAGACCACAAUCAACAACACCAAAAACUAGCCACAUUCAGAAAAGGAAAAAAGAAGACAAAAUCUUAGAGGAAUGGGGAUUUACAGACAGCAACACAGCUCAGCAGAUGCUGAAGCGAGCACAGAAGAUGAAAUCCACGAACGAAAAGCAGAAAAAAUUACUUGACCCAGCUGUGCGUCUGGCAUUGUUCAAGAACAAUGGAAAUAAGUGUAGCCCUGUCAAGCCACCAAAGAACGCACAGCCUACAAAACCUGAAUACUUUAGAGCUCAUGAGGAGGAGUUUGCUCGUCAGGAUACUGCCCCAGCCAAGAAAAUAGAGAGAAGCAGAGAGAUAACAUACCAGUGGCUUCACACGCAAUUUGGGGAUCAUGAAAUAACAAGUUCCAGAAAUAUGAAAAGCGAUCACUUUCUGCCAGAGAUUGAUCCUGGAGUACUGAAUGGUGGGCGAGUUCAGUUAGUGGCAAGCCCUGUAAGCAGAGAAGGUCUGGAUCUAGAGAUUGUGUCCAUGGCCAGUGGUAGUGCUUUGACUCAGCCCAGCGAAAAAUAUAAUCAAACAUGCAGGCACUCAGCGGGACAUGCAAAGCAAGAAAAGCCUGUGCCUGUGAAGGUAGCAUCUACACCAUCUAAAAAAGAGCGAAUUUCAUUUCGUGACAACCCUUUACAAUUUAGUACCGGAUGGGGAGGUGGUAAGAAGAGAGCGAAGCCUUGCAAGUAAUUUGUAUUUUAUAAGUGUCCUUGAAAGCAGAUGUUUAUUUUAAAUAUAUAUUUUUGGAAUAAUCACUUUUUUGCUUCAGUGUUAUAAAUAUAUCAAUCUCAAUAUGCAAGCAAUGUUACAUUUUCUAGUAUUUGUUGUUUAGUUUUUUUUUU
Messenger RNA from Polyodon spathula (Mississippi paddlefish), 4991 nucleotides. RefSeq names its product leucine-rich repeats and IQ motif containing 1 (gene lrriq1). The transcript has 27 exons. The coding region runs from base 100 to 4839 and encodes 1579 amino acids. Gene Ontology annotation, molecular function: protein binding. Lineage: Eukaryota; Metazoa; Chordata; Actinopteri; Acipenseriformes; Polyodontidae. The record is from RefSeq and is a predicted model, not a curated record.